Molecule: messenger RNA, 10511 nt
Organism: Amoebophrya sp. A120
Lineage: Eukaryota; Dinophyceae; Syndiniales; Amoebophryaceae
Source: the annotation of a GenBank genome assembly
GACACGCAGCGGCAGGAGCCACGCAUGUUUUUUCUUCCUCCUUAGUAUUAGUACGUUGAUUCUUGUAGUCAACUUCCACUUCGUAAUAUCGAAGAGUGUCAUAUUAUCAAAAUGAUGUUUUGGACACCACGAGUUCAUCAUCCAGGGCCGACGUCCAAAAGCUUGGCGGUGGUGUUGCUUCCACUGUUUCAUUAUGGAUUGCAAAAAUGUCUGGGUCUGGAAGAUUGCCAGAUUUGUCAUGCAGGUUUUCUAUGACCCAUGAGGUCUGGUAUGUAGGACAUAGCAUGGCAGAUUCUGCGAGACUUUUCUAAUGCCUACCCUCCAUGAGAAACUGCCUCUCGAUCAGGUCAGAAGUGCACAACUUUUGGCAAUCAUGCAACACAGUUUUUUGCCUGAUUCAGAUUUAGCAUGACAAGUUGCAAUCAUCCAGACCCAGACAUUUUUACAUUUGAUUUUGAUAUUCAUCUCGCCUUGUUGUGUUUCUGCUCAGCAGUUGAUGUGGACGCAUUAUCUGGUCGACAGGAAAAGGAAUUUCAGCCGGAAGUAGACCACGACGUGUCGUCGUCGAGGACUUCUAGCCGGGACGACGGAGCAGGGCAGCAGCAGCUGCUGCACGAGGAGCGAAAGCCUCAGGGCGGGGCCCGCGACGGAACAGUUCUAAACACGCGGCUGCGCGGCGGGUUUAUUUUGAUCCGGAUGAGGACCACAGAAUCACAAUCAGAACAGAAUACCGGCGCCCCUCGCGGUGAUGUGGUUCCCACUCUUGCGCAGCACGACACCCGCGGCGUCGUUCCAGCGGCAGAUGAACCACGCACCACGAAACACGGCGCCGCAACAAGCUCCGUUUUGAACAUCUUCAAGGAGCAGGGGCGAACUACGGCGCGGCGGCUUAGCCCGACCGGCGAGAAGGUGGACGGAGGGAGCGAAAGUACUAAAUUUGGCGACGGACGACCAGCGCCGCGGAGCAGUAUAAGUAGUUCCGGCACAAGAACUAUCCUGUGUAAAAACGUCCCCACCCCAGAGUUGUCAUGCAGAUUUGCCAUGACAGGAACAUUUGUGAUGCGCAACCCCAUGACAGGCAUUUUCAAUCGUGUUUGGGAACUUGUAAUGCUGUAAACAGGAUCAGAAGGUCGAUUUGUGAUGCGGCUUUCCUUGCUAACUUGCACUACCGUACGGACUGAGACUUGUCAUGCGUGACUCCUAAAACUCCUAGGUUUGUGUUGCAAAAUCCCCAUCCUGACUCUGGUGUGAGUACGUUUUUACUCAGGAUAAGAACAUCAAGAGAAGCAGUACAACCACGUACAGGCUUCUGGCACGAGGUUGUGAGCAUAUCAACUGUAAAAAUGUCUGGGUCCUCUGGAACAUUCUGACACUUGUCAUGCACGUUUUGCAUGAGCCCUGAUGUCUGUGAUGCAUGCCCUAGCAUCACAGAUUUUUUCAGAGCUUCUUGAUGCCUAUUCCGCAUGACAAAUGCCCUCUCCGCGUAGCAAAAAUUGCAUUCCUUUUGGUACUCAUGCAAUACAGAUUUUUCUGGAAUCCAAAUGCAGCAUGACAAGUUGCAUUCUUCCAGACCCAGACACUUUUGCAUUUGAUAGAGCAGCUUCCUCAACAAAUUCGUCGACGUCGGCCACGUCACUGGGGCCGUGGCAGUAGCGGCUAUCAAAUGCAAACAUGUCUGGCUCUGGAAGAUUGCAAGACUUGUCAUGCUAGUCUGGCAUGACUUUGCAUUGUGUAUUGCGUGAGGCCAUCGGAACAGCCUCUCUCGCAUGUCAUGCAAAAACGCAAUUUCUCAUGCGGAAUGCGCAGCACAGAAGCACGAAAAAAACUUGUCUUCAUACUUGGCUGCGCAUUAAUACAGUUCACUUAUUGCUCACUGACUUGCUCACUGGCUUGCCUCCCCAGCGAUAAUGGACAAUGGCAAUGUCGGCGCGGUUGUUUUAGCAUCACAAGUUUCCAGAACCAGACGUAUUUGCAUUUGAUAGCGGCAGAGCACAUGCAAGGGUGGUUGUUGGAGAACCAGGACUACUUGACGGGUGACGUGGACCACAGUGGAGAAGUUGAUGCUCCUUUACAGGUAUCAAAUGCAAAAGUGAGUCUGGGUCUGGAAGAGUCGUGCUGUUUUUGCAUGACACAGAAGGUCUGGCCCCUCUUACAGAUGGUUUCUUUCGUAGUUGGGACUGUGUCAUAGUAGGAUGAUUUACCGCUUUUUUACUUUUCUUUUCUCCCUUGACGCUGGUGCUUAGGUUUGCAUACAACGUUAUCCCUACCCAGAUAGCAACAAAUGCUCACGCCGCAGCCGUCCCAGGAGCUAUCUUUUGUUGUUGUCUCUCGGUAGUGAUCACUUUGUCCAAACUUAUUCUACCUAGAGUUUGUCGAGUAAGUGGUUACCGUUUUAAGGUUUAGAGAACGACAGGGACGCCCAGCCCUUAGCUUCCCAACAUGACACAGAAGGUCUGGCAUGGAAGCUCUAGCAUCACAGGCUUCGAGAAGCUUCCGCAAUGCCGAAUCCGCAUGAGAAAUCCCCCAUCCUGGUGACAGAAAGUGGGCAGCUUUUGCUGCCUAUGCGUGAUAGAUUUUUCUGUUUUCUGAAAUGCGCAUCACAAGUUUGUACUCUUCCAGACCCAGACAUGUUUGCAAUCCAUAACAGGGCGUACUUGGCGACCUGAUGAAGAUGGAGGACGCUACGCACGGCGGAGAAAAGUUUGACAUGAGAGACCACAUGACGAGCGAGGGGUACCUGGACCCGGCAUCGUUUCACCCAUCCACGCUGGGCACGAUCGAAGAGCUGGUGGAGCAUCGCACGCAUGGCGCCCACGUCGUGCACGACCUGAAGGACCCAAAGGAACUGACCGGCCAGGUUGGACUUUUGCUCACCCACUCAGGAUCCACCGCGGAGGAAUCUUACGACCGGUUCAGAACCGAUAUGCAGUGGGUUUGGCUUCGCCACGCGAUGGCCGCUAGCGACAUGGAUGGCAAGGAUGUUCUCUCUUGGGACGACCUGGCGGCGACGAUCCCAGCCGCGGUCGCCGACGGAAAAAUAACCCAGGAGGAGUGGCCCGGGCCGAAGGGGAUCUAUCAAAAGGAAAAAUCCCCCCUCCCCAUAUCGAAAUGGAAAUCUGUGAUUUGGGAUUUGUGUACACAAAUCGGAUUGCAGUAGAGAACUGCAGACAGAUACAAAGCCGGAGUAGGGGCGUUUUGGUGUAGGGGCCUAGCAAGGUAGGCAUGUCCUCCCUAGGCCCUACAGCAUUACAAAUCGCCUGCUGCACGCGGCCAGGUUUUUGGAUUUGCCUUCUUGCAAUACAGAGACGAUUUGUGGCCUCAAAUCAGCAUCGCAAAUUUUUAGAAGUUUUCCGUUUUGGUAUGGGGAGGGGGGAUUUUUCCUCACAAUAGGAUCUGGCAUGCCGUUCGCGGUCGCGAUGAUCCCUGGUCGCUUCAUGGGGUCGGAUCGUGGAUGGCGGGCGGAGCAGACCAGUUGCCGGACAAUUACAUCACCGCCGAAGACCUAUCACCUGCAAAAAUGUCUGGGUCUGGAAGGAUGCGAACUUGUGAUGCGUGUUGCGGAUGAUGCAACAAUCUGUGUUGCAUGACUUGCAAAAGGUCCCCAUUUCUGGCCAUGCUGAGAGGGCAUUUCUCAUGCAGAAUAGGCAUCACGAAGGGGCUGCAGAGCCUGUGAUGCUAGGCCCUGCAUUCCAGACCUGGUGGAGCUUGGAAAAACUGCAUGACAAAGCUUGGAAUCUUCCAGACCCAGACACUUUUGCAUUUGAUAAGACCUCGGAAGGUACAAUUUCGAGCAUGACGCCGAGAAUGCCGAGAGCAUUGGGCAAAGGGUGUCCUCUAUCGCAAGAAAAAACUGUUUCACUGUCAACUUGUAAUGCAGGAAAUGCAUCCGAGAAGUGGUUGCCUUGCUACACAUGCAAGACAGUGGAUUUUUAGCUGUGUUUUCCCUUAGCAGGAAUCUCGCAUGGCAAAUUUUCUCUGUAAUGUAGAGCAAACUUGUGAUGCAAAACAUGCAAAAUGCUUUUACAGUGAAGCACUUUUUUCGUACGAUAUCCUCGUGGUGGGCAGUAGGCCACGAGGGGGCGGAGGCGGAGCACUUCUCGGUGCGGCACCAAACCAACUUCGGCUAUGCCCCGCAGCCCGCAUGGGUUAACGCUGACAGCACUAUCCUGAGUAAAAACGUACCCACACCAGAGUUGUAAUGCAGAUUUGCAAAGACAGGAAGACUUGUAAUGCGCAUUCCCAUGAGAGCCAUUUCCAAUCGUGUUUUGGAAUUUGUGAUGCUGUGAACAGGAUGAGCAGAUGAAUCUGUGAUGCGGCUGCACUUGCUAACCUGCACUACACUGCAUCGCGCAACUUGUCAUGCGUGACUCACAAAACUCCUAGGUUUGUGCUGCAAAAUCCCCAUUCUGACUCUGGUGUGGGUACGUUUUUACUCAGGAUAAGCACUCCGAAAAGUUUACAGCAGUGGCUGACGGAACACACGGUGACGGGCAGAACCUUCGGGACCCCGGGGGUCAACGGGGGCGAAAGUCGGGCUUUUCUCGACGCCCUGCAGUAUCGCAGCAAAAAAGUGUUACAGUUACUUACACAUUUUGUUGCAGGCCAAGCAAGACAGGCAAGCUCUGUCAUGCCGGAUAAGUAGCAUCGGAGCUUCGUUCAUCUUUCACACGUGUUUAUUUCCCGUAGGAUUUCUGCAUUGCAAGUUUUCUCUCUCAUGCAGAGAAAUUUGUGUUGCUGCAUUGACAACAGGUGUGUAACUGUAUACACUUUUUUCUUGGGAUAUGCAAGAAACCGCGGCCAGUAGCACGGAAAUUUCAUCUAUUGAGAGGAAAAAUCCCCCCUCCCCAUAUUGAAAAGGCAUGCUUCCGAAAAUUUGUGUUGCUGAUUUGAGGUCGCAAAUCAAUUUUGUUUUGCAAGAAGGCAAGGGCAGAAGCUUCCGCCCCAUUAUGGAGGCGAUUUGUCAUGCUGUUGGGCCUAAAGGGGAGCCGCUUGCCAUGCUGAACAGCUAGACGCAUACGCCCCUACCUAGCCUGGGGACCUGACUGCAAUGCUUUCCUGCAGUACAAAGCUGAUUUGUGUACUCAAAUCCAGCAUCAGAAGUUUCGUUUUGAUAUGGGGAGGGGGGAUUUUUCCUUUUGAUAUCAUCUUCGUCAAAGCACGUCAUUGCGAAUCUGGGAGCCGUAUGAGAAUGCACAAGAACUCCCCGUGCUCUCGUCCCUCAUUUGUAAUGCGAAAUACCAAAUCCACGUCUUGCUCUUGCCUCCAAGCACAGUUAGCAUGACAAAUUUUGGAGCCUCAAACGGUACUACAUAUAAUCCGUCUGCAGAUUUGUCAUGCAGCGGAAGCCACAUUUCUGGCGUUGCUUGUGUUGCUGCUCAUGCCAUUCAAAUGAGGGGAGUUGUGCACUGUCAUAAGCCGAGGUGGACAGCGCGGCCGAGGUCGACGCUGUUGCCGAAGUGUGGAAACACCACGUCGCUUAUCAACUGCAAAUAUGUUUGGAUCUGGAAAGUUGUCAUGCGGAUUCUGAAUAGAAGCAAAAAUUAGCAUUGCAUGAGCGCCAAAACAACCUGCCAAUUUCUUGCUACGCAAGUAGGAAACUUUUCAUGCAGGAUAGAUAUCAAGAGGCCUGCGCAGAACCUGUACUGCUUUUGCAUGCAUUCGGGAUCGGGACCAGUUGCGUAAGAUGCAUGAGACACCCUUCUGCACUCAUCCAAACCCAGACAUAUUUGCAAUGCAUAUCGCCGGCGACAAGGAGGCGGAAGCGGAGUUCACAAAAACCUUUCAACGAAAUUGGGAGGCCAUUCUGCUGGCAAAGAGUCCUCGCGAAGUAUCCUGAGUGAAAACGUUCCCACCCCAUAGUUUUGAUGCAGAUUUGCAAUUGCAGAAACAUUUGUAAUGCGCAUGCCCACGAGAGGGACUUUCCGUCGUGUUUUGGAAUCUGUAAUGCUGUAAACAGAAUAAGCAGAUGGAUUUGUCAUGCUGCUCUCCUUUGUAACCUGCACUACGCUACGGAUUGCAACUUGUCAUGCGUGACUCCCAAAACUUCCAGGUUUGUGUUGCGAAAUCCCCAUCUUGAUGACUAUGGCGUGGGGACGUUUUCACUCAGGAUACGAAGGAACGGAAGUGGGGUGGGAGGAGUUGCAGCACCUGGCCGCGUAUCAAGUGCAAAUAUGUCUGGGUCUGGAAGAAUGCAACUUGUGAUGCUGCGUGUGGGUUCCAAAAAAAUCUGUAUUGCAUAAGCAGCAAAGGGAAUGUAAUUUUUGCUACGUGGAGCAGAGGGCAUUUCUUAUGCGGAAUAGGCAUCAACAAGCCCUCAAAAAAUGAGUGAUGCUAGGGCAUGCAUCACAGACGUCAUGGCUCAUGCAGAACGUGCAUGACAAGGCUCAGAAUCUUCCAGCCCAAGACAUAUUUGCCAGCAAUGCCGCGGGUUUCGACGCGGGGUGUGAGGUAUCAAAAGGAAAAAUCCCCCUUCCCCAUAUCAAAACGGAAAUCUGCGAUGCAGAUUUGUUGUCACAAAUCAGCUUUGUCAUGCUACACGGGAAAAGAUGCGGACUGUAGUGCUGGGUGGCGUGGGGAAGCCUUGCAUCUUCAGCAUGAUAGGAGGCAGCUGAGAGUGGGAAACAGCAUGACAAAUUGCCUGCAAACGAGGCCACGACUGCGGCUCUUGGCCUUCUAGCAUGACAAGUCGAUUUGUGACCUCAAAUACAGCAUCACAAAUUUCGUUUUCGAUAUGGGGAGGGGGGAUUUUUCCUUUCGAUAUGAGGAAGGCAAUGACCACAACCACGGAGUCGAUGUGGUUAUGGAUUGCAAACAUGUCUGGGUCUGGAAGAUUGCAAGUUUGUCGAGAAUCUGUGCUGCAUAGGCACGAAAAGGCCCUCUUAGAUGUCAUGCAAAAACGCAGCUUGCCAUGCGGAAUACGUAACACAUGGCAGCCAAAAAAAUUGUCAUGCAUAGCUGCGUAUUGCAGUGCGUCUAUCGUUCACUCUUAGCAUUACAAGUUUCCAGACCCAGACAUAUUUGCAAUGCAUAGUGGUUUGCGAUUGGGAAAAAACACCGACGAUUUUUCAUUAUGCUUGGGCGGGGACGCCGGAAACCUGGCAGCGCUUGUCGGAGAAAUUGGACUCAACGACCACGACGGACGUUCGUGCGACCGUCGGAAUGCACGAGCUUAGCGACCAAAGCGUGCCCAGCGAGGCCGACCCCGGUUUGGUUGAGCACUACGAGCACUACUUUGAUCCGGAAAAAGACAACCGUCCCAUCUGGGAGAAAACCAAGGAAAUGGCCCAGAUCGUGGUAGAAGAUGGUGUUUCCGAGUUGGUCCGCGGGCUUCCCAUGCUCGCCGUCGGAGCUGGGGCAGGACUGUUUCACAGAGGUCAGAACAUCAUCAAGGAAAAAAGGAAUCGAAGAAGCACAAACGGAACAGCCACAGCAAAGGAAGAUGAAGUUGGUGCGCCGCCGCGUGGAGGUCGUGCCACAGCAGAACUACAAGGUUCAACAUCUUCCCCAGAACAACCGGAGCUAAGGACCAAGAACUACAUGCAGCUUCUCCGCAGCGGGGGACCAAGUUUCUUCGGAAACCAAGAACGACAUGCAGCUGGAGAUCAUGAGCGACCAGUUGUACCACACAGCACAUCCCCCUCAACAUCUUCAAGACGUGGCACAACUAGCAUCGAUGCCAAGGGUGGUUUUCUACUGAAUUCCGAACCGGACGAACAAGUAGGGGAGGCACGACAAAAGGGCAGUAGCUCUACGUCCCGGGGGCGCGAACAGGAGGAAGGUCAUCACCGUGGCCAAGGGUGGUUUUCUAGUGAAUUCCGAACCGGAAGUAUUGAGAGGAAAAAUCCCCCCUCCCCAUAUUGAAAACGCAUUCGUCAGAAAAUUUGUGAUGCAGAUUUGAGGUCACAAAUCCUGUCUGUCUUGCAAGAAGGCAAAGCCAGAGAGUCCGCCGCAUUAUGCCGGCGGUUUGUGAUGCUGUUGGGCUUACAGAGCCGAUAUCUGUCAUGCUAGUCCCCUACGUCAAAACCUCGCGACCCAGGCUUGGCAUAUGCCUGCAGUCCUCUCCAGCAAGACAGACCUGAUUUGUGUACGCAGAUCCAGCAUCAGAAACUUGGUCUUUCAGUUGAACCAGUGUGAUGGUACCAGCUUUAGGGCGUUUUUAGAUAUAGUGGAAUUAGAACUUGUUUUUUGAUAGUACUCCUUUCUAUACUUUCUUUGAUCCCUCGGUGCUAGUGGGCACAUUUGUACGAAGUUAUUUCUACCCAGAUAACAACACAACUCACUACGCCGCCUUCCCAGGAGCUGUUGUUGCUGUCUUUCGGUAGAAAUCACAUCGUCCAAAUAAUCCUACUAGAGUUUACCGGGUAUGUGGUUUAAGUUUUUUAGGCAUAGUUUAGACAGGGACGCCCAGCCCUUAGCCAUCCAAAAUCAGAAACUUCGUUUCGAUAUGGGGAGGGGGGAUUUUUCCCUUUGAUAGGAAGAACAAGUAGGGGAGGCACGACAAAAGGGCAGUAGCUCUACGUCCCGGGGGCGCGAACAGGAGGAAGGUCAUCACCGUGGCCAAGGGUGGUUUUCUAGUGAAUUCCGAACCGGAAGUAUUGAGAGGAAAAAUCCCCCCUCCCCAUAUUGAAAACGCAUUCGUCAGAAAAUUUGUGAUGCAGAUUUGAGGUCACAAAUCCUGUCUGUCUUGCAAGAAGGCAAAGCCAGAGAGUCCGCCGCAUUAUGCCGGCGGUUUGUGAUGCUGUUGGGCUUACAGAGCCGAUAUCUGUCAUGCUAGUCCCCUACGUCAAAACCUCGCGACCCAGGCUUGGCAUAUGCCUGCAGUCCUCUCCAGCAAGACAGACCUGAUUUGUGUACGCAGAUCCAGCAUCAGAAACUUGGUCUUUCAGUUGAACCAGUGUGAUGGUACCAGCUUUAGGGCGUUUUUAGAUAUAGUGGAAUUAGAACUUGUUUUUUGAUAGUACUCCUUUCUAUACUUUCUUUGAUCCCUCGGUGCUAGUGGGCACAUUUGUACGAAGUUAUUUCUACCCAGAUAACAACACAACUCACUACGCCGCCUUCCCAGGAGCUGUUGUUGCUGUCUUUCGGUAGAAAUCACAUCGUCCAAAUAAUCCUACUAGAGUUUACCGGGUAUGUGGUUUAAGUUUUUUAGGCAUAGUUUAGACAGGGACGCCCAGCCCUUAGCCAUCCAAAAUCAGAAACUUCGUUUCGAUAUGGGGAGGGGGGAUUUUUCCCUUUGAUAGGAAGAACAAGUAGGGGAGGCACGACAAAAGGGCAGUAGCUCUACGUCCCGGGGGCGCGAACAGGAGGAAGGUCAUCACCGUGGCCAAGGGUGGUUUUCUAGUGAAUUCCGAACCGGAAGUAUUGAGAGGAAAAAUCCCCCCUCCCCAUAUUGAAAACGCAUUCGUCAGAAAAUUUGUGAUGCAGAUUUGAGGUCACAAAUCCUGUCUGUCUUGCAAGAAGGCAAAGCCAGAGAGUCCGCCGCAUUAUGCCGGCGGUUUGUGAUGCUGUUGGGCUUACAGAGCCGAUAUCUGUCAUGCUAGUCCCCUACGUCAAAACCUCGCGACCCAGGCUUGGCAUAUGCCUGCAGUCCUCUCCAGCAAGACAGACCUGAUUUGUGUACGCAGAUCCAGCAUCAGAAACUUGGUCUUUCAGUUGAACCAGUGUGAUGGUACCAGCUUUAGGGCGUUUUUAGAUAUAGUGGAAUUAGAACUUGUUUUUUGAUAGUACUCCUUUCUAUACUUUCUUUGAUCCCUCGGUGCUAGUGGGCACAUUUGUACGAAGUUAUUUCUACCCAGAUAACAACACAACUCACUACGCCGCCUUCCCAGGAGCUGUUGUUGCUGUCUUUCGGUAGAAAUCACAUCGUCCAAAUAAUCCUACUAGAGUUUACCGGGUAUGUGGUUUAAGUUUUUUAGGCAUAGUUUAGACAGGGACGCCCAGCCCUUAGCCAUCCAAAAUCAGAAACUUCGUUUCGAUAUGGGGAGGGGGGAUUUUUCCCUUUGAUAGGAAGAACAAGUAGGGGAGGCACGACAAAAGGGCAGUAGCUCUACGUCCCGGGGGCGCGAACAGGAGGAAGGUCAUCACCGUGAUUCUUCUUCCCCUCUGAAAAAUGACUACCCGGAGCGCCUCAUCCCUGCGGGGCGGGAAAGUGAAGCGGAUGCAAGAAGUGUGCCGGCAAGGGGGGAGGCGCAGGAGCCAGGGCAACAACUACACGACCACGAGCUUGUGGAAACAAACAAUGCAAAGCAUGUUGGUCUUCCCAGGAACAGCACCAGCAGAAAAAGCGACGAGUUUUCAACACCUGCGUGAGACUUGAUAAAACGCGAAAAAAAUUUUCAAUGCUGAACUAGUACAACUACUGCUAGAAAGAUAUGUCUUCGGUUUCACCUUUGGUCUUGACCAUUCUCCUUGUAUGUUUUCCACGACCUGGAGAUUAAUUAAAUUGGAGUUAGAUGUACAAACUGUGAAACACAAAAAUUUGCUGCAAGUGUAAAUCUUUUCUGAAGACCCCG